Molecule: messenger RNA, 1851 nt
Organism: Ziziphus jujuba (common jujube)
Lineage: Eukaryota; Viridiplantae; Streptophyta; Magnoliopsida; Rosales; Rhamnaceae
Product: phloretin 4'-O-glucosyltransferase
Exons: 1
Coding region: 407-1825 (472 amino acids)
Molecular function (GO): UDP-glycosyltransferase activity
Source: RefSeq, a predicted model, not a curated record
GUAAAAAGAUAAUUAUAUAGAUGUUUGUCGCAUUACAUGUAUAAAUACAAAUUUUGCCAAGCAAGCCUUGGUGAGCACGUCUGCACGUGUAAGACAACUUAGACUUAAUUAGUAUAUUCUAUAUACAUGCAUAGUCCAUAUGACAUUGAAUCAAGUGCUUAAACAUCCCAUAAUCAAAGUACAAGACGACGAGAAACUCCAUUGCACAACUACUUCCUCACUUCAUUAAUUCGUCACCUCAAACGUCACCAUUUUCUCCUAUUUAAAUCCCCCCCAUUUUCCACUUCUUCACUAUGAGCACCCAACGACUCUCUUCUCUUCUCUAAUCUUUCAUUUCUUUGCAACCCCACUAAAAUUUUCCCAACUCUCUCACCACCGCAAGCUCCCUUACGCGCCACCUUCAGCGAUGGUGAAACCUCGAUUCAUCCUUGUCACAUUCCCGGCACAGGGCCAUAUCAACCCAUCUAUACAAUUUGCCAAGAGACUAACUGCCAUUGGAGCCGAGGUCACUCUCGUAACUUCGCUCUCCGCCUACCGCCACAUGUCGAAAGGCUCAACUCCCGCCGGUUUAUCGUUCUCGCCGUUUUCGGAUGGUUACGACGACGGUUUGAAACCCAGCGACGAUUACCUCCACUUCAGGUCGGAGAUGACCAGUCGUGGAUCUCGAGCUCUCUCCGAUCUCAUCGUCUCUGCCGAAAACGAAGGCCGACCAUUCACUUGCUUGAUUUACACGUUGCUUCUUUCAUGGCCACCAUUGGUGGCUCAAGAACUUCAUGUUCCUUCAGCAAUGCUUUGGAUUCAGCCGGCUACCGUGUUCGACAUCUAUUAUUAUUACUUCCAUGGCUACGGCGAUACUAUCAGGGAGAAGAUUGAAAACCCUUCGUAUUCGAUCGAAUUACCAGGUCUGCCACUGCAGCUCACUGGCCGUGACCUUCCUUCUUUCUUUGACGCUUCCAAUAAUUACCCUUUUGCCAUGCCAUCAUUCAAAGAGCAGUUCGAUUUUCUUGACAAAGAAACCAACCAAAAAAUGCUUGUCAACACAUUAGAUGACUUAGAGCCUGAGGCUUUAAGAGCGAUCGGGAAGUUCAAUAUGAUCGCAAUCGGACCUUUAACUCCAUCAGCUUUCUUGGGUGGGAAAGAUCCGAGUGACAAAGCAUUCGGUUGUGAUCUAUUCAAACGCUCGAAGGAUUACAACCAAUGGUUGAACUCGAAGCCGAAAGGUUCAGUCAUUUAUGUGUCGUUCGGAAGCAUUUGCGUUCUUUCGAAGCGACAAAUGGAGGAAGUAGGAUAUGCUUUGUUGGAUUCAGGCCGUCCGUUCUUGUGGGUCAUUAGAGAAAAAGUAAAGAAAGACGAAGACGACGACGACGAUGAACAAGAAUUGAGUUUUAGAGAGGAAUUGGAGAAGCUGGGGAUGAUAGUACCAUGGUGUUCUCAGCUAGAAGUUUUGUCGAACAAUUCGUUGGGUUGUUUCAUGACGCAUUGCGGAUGGAAUUCGACGUUGGAGAGCUUGGGCUCUGGUCUUCCAGUGGUCGCAUUCCCACAGUGGUCUGAUCAAGGAACCAAUGCAAAGCUGAUAGAGGAUGUUUGGAAGACGGGAAUGAGAGUGAAAGCCAACAAAGAAGGGAUUAUUGAAAGAGAUGAGAUCAAGAAGUGUUUGGAAUUGGUAAUGGGAGAUGGAGAAAAGGGUGAGGAAAUUAGAAGGAAUGCUAAGAAAUGGAAGGAUUUGGUUAGAGAAGCUUCAAAAGAAGGUGGGUCUUCCGAGAGAAAUCUUAAGGAUUUUGUGGAUGAGAUUGUUUAUCCCAAGAAAGUUGUCCCCCCAUAUUGACAUAAAUAGAAUCGGACUUUCCUUUU